AUGGGCCACAGCAGUACUGCUGAGAGUGAAGAUGGCGUGCUCUCUGCUGAUUCACCUCUGAGUAACGAUGGCGAUAAUUUUUGUGGAAGCUCUAGUGGGGGCACUGUUAUGAAGAAAGGUCCGUGGACAUCGGCUGAGGAUGCAAUUUUGGUUGAGUACGUGAAAAGACAUGGAGAAGGCAACUGGAAUGCAGUUCAGAAGCAUACAGGGUUUGCACGGUGUGGUAAAAGCUGCCGGUUGAGGUGGGCUAAUCACUUGAGACCUAACCUGAAAAAAGGAGCAUUUACAUCAGAAGAAGAGCGGAUUAUAAUCGAGCUUCAUGCCAAAAUGGGGAACAAAUGGGCGCGAAUGGCAGCACACUUGCCAGGGAGGACAGACAAUGAGAUAAAGAACUAUUGGAAUACUCGAAUAAAAAGGCGUCAACGGGCCGGUUUAUCCCUUUAUCCUCCUGAUUUAUGCCUACAAUCGCUACCAGAGAAUCAGCAACAACAUAGUUCGCCCAGGAUAUAUGAUGGAGAUAAAGCAUGUGAUAUUUUGCAAAGUAAUGGUUACUGGGCACCUAAUAUCAUGUUUGAUAGUUUAAACAAUUUAAGAUAUGCACCAGCAAUUCCAGGUAUUCCUGGCAGCGUAUCAAUGGGUAACGGUUUUGCUUCUCCUCACUCUUAUGGUUUUAUCCCUCAAACAAUAGGAGUCUCUGGACAGGCUCGAGAACCAGAUGAGCCUAUGUCAGACUAUGGAAGUGGUGGUGUUAAUGAGGCACCUAUGUUUAGCAGGACUCAAACUGAUAGUUGUGUCAACAAAUCAUUUCAGUCCUUUGGUCUAUGCUACCCUUAUGACACUGACCACACCAAGAAACUGUUUUCGUCUGAUGUCAAUCCAGACACUCCUUUUAUGUCAGAUGUCACUUACUCUGCUUCAGAGCACUUUGCAAAUGCUCAGAAGUCGGAGCUCCCUUCACUCCAAUAUCAAGAGACUGGACUAGGUGUCUGGGAUCCUCCACCUGAAUCAUUCGAUUCUUUGGUCCAGUCUCCUCUACCAGGCCCACUCCCAUCGCAUUGUCCUUCGCCAGGGAGCAGUGGCCUUUUAGAAGAUUUAAUUUAUGAAGCUAUGGCUCUGGGAAGGUCGGAGAAUCAAUCUUCUGCCUUGGCCACUCCAUCUAACGUCAGCCAUGGAGAAGUAACAGAUGGUUCUGCCCUUAGAACAUGCUCCACAGAGUUCAAAGGCUGUAUUGAUCGCAAUUCUCCAUCAGGUAACUCAAUGGGGUCCCUUUUAAACAGGUACACUCCUACCACUGAAAGAUCAUUGGAAGACGAUGUGACUAUGCACCAUGUGAAAUCAGAAGUGUUUGAUCCAAGUUGGAUAGUGGGUGCUGAAAGCAAAGUGGACUAUAUGAGACCAGAUGCUAUACUAGGAUCAUGCUGGGUCGAGCAGAGUGGUCUGGCUUCGAAGCAAAGGGGCUCGACAACUGAUUCUACCGUGCCUCUUCUGGGCGACACAUCUGCUUCUGCUUCAACCUGGGGCUUUACUUCGUGCUCGUGGAAUAUCAUGCCAGCAGUCUGCCAAAUCUCAGACAUUCCAUGAACUGCCAAAACUCCUCAAUUUAUAACAUUGUUUGGUGUAUGAACCGAGGCGAUUAUGACAAUAACUCUCUUGUAUGUAAAAUUCCUUUGGUGAAACUAUCCUUCAUUUUGCCAAAGUCAUAAUGUAACCAUGUUCUGAUGCUGCCCUGCAACAUGUAUCACUGUCUUAAUUUUUGGACCAAGAUUUGGCUGUCA
Salvia hispanica is the source of this 1775-nucleotide messenger RNA. The record is from RefSeq and is a predicted model, not a curated record. Lineage: Eukaryota; Viridiplantae; Streptophyta; Magnoliopsida; Lamiales; Lamiaceae.